AUGGACAGGUCCACCGCGCCCGCAGACCCAGAAAAGUCGGACCCGAUCCCCUACGAGUGCUCUUCCUCCGCCCGCCAAUCCCUAGACCGCAUCCCCUCCCAGCAGCGCGACACCGAGGCCAACAUCUACCCAGAACCCGCCAACGUCGUCGAGGCCGAUCUUGAAAAGGGCGGCUUGACGCACGCGACAACUGAUGGUGCCAAGACCAAUGCCCCGGCCGGUGGCGAUGCGGCGACACCGCCCGCUGCCGGCCCGCCGCCGGGAAUGAGCCCCGCUGACUUUCCCGAUGGCGGCGCCCAGGCUUGGCUUGUCGUCUUUGGAGGGUGGUGCGCGUUGUUCUGCACGUUUGGGUUGAUCAACUGCGUCGGCGUCUUCCAGGCGUAUUAUGUGUCGGGUCCCCUCAGCGCGUACCCUUCGUCGACUGUCGCGUGGAUCACCAGUCUGCAGGUCUGGGCGAUGACCUUUAUGGGCGUUAUCUUUGGCCGUGCGUAUGACACGUUCGGGCCCAAGUACCUCCUCUACUGCGGCACAGUCGUAUACGUCUUUGGUCUGAUGAUGACCUCGCUGUCGACGCAGUACUACCAAUUCAUCCUCGCCCAGAGUCUCGUCUCGUCCAUCGGCUCGAGCGCGUGCUUCAACGCCUGUAUGUUAUCCGUGACCUCAUGGUUCUUCAAAAGACGCGCAGCCGCGUUCGGCAUCAUGGUGUCCGGUUCAUCGCUUGGCGGCGUCAUCCUGCCCAUCAUGAUGUCCAAGAUGAUUCCCUCCGUCGGCUUCCCAUGGGCCAUCCGCGCUGUGGCGUUCCUGUUCCUGUUCUUGCUCGGUAUUUCGUGCCUCACAGUGAAGUCGCGGUUGCCGCCUCGCCCGCGACCGUUCGUGUUCAAGGAGUACGUUGGUGGCCUGCGCGAGCCGCCCAUGGCUAUCACCGUGUGCGCGUUUUUUCUCUUCUUUCUCGGCAUGUUCUUGCCUUUCAACUUUGUCAUUCUCCAGGCGCGUGCGCAAGGCAUGGAUGAGAACCUUGUCAUUUACCUUUUGCCCAUCAUGAACGCCGUUAGCAUCCUCGGUCGCAUCAUCCCCGGCAUCGUCGCCGACAAAGUCGGUCGGUACAACGUAAUGAUCUGCAUCACCUUCAUCAGCGCAAUCUUCUGUCUCGGCCUCUGGAUCCCGGGCAAGAGCAACGCCGCCAUCAUCGUCUUCCUCGUCAUCUUCGGCUUCUCCUCUGGCGGCUUCAUCUCACUUGGCCCAGCCUGCAUUGCCCAAAUUUCCGACAUUCGACAAAUCGGUGUUCGCACGGGCACCGCCUUCGCCGUUCAGUCCUUUGGUGCGUUAGCUGGCAGUCCUAUUGCCGGCGCCAUUGUUGCGUCGCAAGGAGGCAGCACGUAUCUUGGGCUUCAGCUGUUCUGUGGCUUCUCGAUGUUGGCGGCGGUUGGUGUUUUCAUCGCGGCGAGGACUGUGCAGGUAGGGUUCAACCUGAAGAAGGUUGUUUGA
This is a messenger RNA of Colletotrichum phormii, 1485 nucleotides long. Its product is annotated as major facilitator superfamily transporter. Gene Ontology annotation, molecular function: transmembrane transporter activity. Lineage: Eukaryota; Fungi; Ascomycota; Sordariomycetes; Glomerellales; Glomerellaceae. The transcript has 3 exons. Gene Ontology annotation, cellular component: membrane. The record is from RefSeq and is a predicted model, not a curated record. Gene Ontology annotation, biological process: transmembrane transport. The coding region runs from base 1 to 1485 and encodes 494 amino acids.